GUCAAAAGAUUUUUAUUAUUUGUUGGUUCACAAGGCCAUGUGAGUCCUCACAAGAUAUGUCUCUAAAGCAUUCUCUCUUCACUCUACACCACUCAAUUUGCUUGAGACUGCUUACCAAUGACCAUGAAGCAUUUGCUCUCUAUAAAUACAAAUUCCAAGGGAUAAUAGCUACCCACCCUGAGCCAAUUGCCUAAGCCAUUCCUUGCCAGUCCAGACAGUCAUGGGUUUCCACUUGCAGAGAAUUGCUAAUGCUAAGAGGAGUCUAAAACGUACUCUUUCAUCUUCGGAGACGACAAUGGUGCCUAAAGGCCACUUUUCUGUUUAUGUUGGGGAAGCUGAAAAGAAGAGAUUUGUUGUCCCAAUAUCAUUCCUGAAGCAUCCUUCGUUCCAGAAUUUGUUGAGUCAAGCCGAAGAAGAGUAUGGAUUUAGUCAUCCUAUGGGGGCUUUGACUAUUCCCUGCAGCAAAGAAGCUUUCAUCGAACUCGCCUGCAAUCUACAAAGCUCUUAAGAAGAAAUGACAGAAAAUGUAUGAAAGUGGCUAACCAAGCGGAGACUGAUUCUUUUAGGAAAGCUAUUGUGUAUGGUGGAUUGCUUUCUGCGAUCCCAUGCUCGCCCUUGUAAACUUAAUUGUUUUCUCUAACAAA
Molecule: messenger RNA, 644 nt
Organism: Hibiscus syriacus
Lineage: Eukaryota; Viridiplantae; Streptophyta; Magnoliopsida; Malvales; Malvaceae
Product: auxin-responsive protein SAUR21-like
Exons: 1
Coding region: 221-508 (95 amino acids)
Biological process (GO): response to auxin
Source: RefSeq, a predicted model, not a curated record